Emys orbicularis (European pond turtle) is the source of this 1874-nucleotide messenger RNA. RefSeq names its product OTU deubiquitinase with linear linkage specificity (gene OTULIN). Gene Ontology annotation, molecular function: cysteine-type deubiquitinase activity. Gene Ontology annotation, cellular component: cytoplasm. NCBI's taxonomy places the organism in Eukaryota, Metazoa, Chordata, Testudines, Emydidae. Gene Ontology annotation, biological process: regulation of tumor necrosis factor-mediated signaling pathway; negative regulation of inflammatory response; protein linear deubiquitination. Bases 534 to 1769 code for a protein of 411 amino acids. The record is from RefSeq and is a predicted model, not a curated record. The transcript is spliced from 9 exons.
CAGCCCCAAAUAAAGCAGAGCGGGCUCCCGCCGCAAGCCCCCGAACACCCAACUCGAUGAAAUUUAGAGCAGCUGUCACACAGCAAAAGCCCCGGGCUGCUUCUCGGCGCGGAGCAGCGGAGCUGCCGCGGGCUGAGGCGAGUGAGCAGGAGCCGGAGCCGAGAGCAGCUGCUGCUACUGCGGGAGCCAGCGCGGGCGCUGCAGGAGGAUAAGGAAAGUCUCGCGGAGAAGAGGCCUGCGCUGAGAGGCCGACUUGCCGUGAGCCUGGCGUAACUUCGGCUUCCCAGUCAGCCCCCGGAGAGCCAGGCUGAGUGACAAACCGCGCGGGGGGCUCCCGGCACGGUGAGUCCUUCGCUACCUGCGCAGUUUCAAGCGAGGGAGAGAGAAACGGGGUUUUCUUCAAACGCUUCUUGGGUUUUGUGCUUCUCUUUAAAGUCACACUGGAGGAAUAUUAGCUGAGACUAUUUCAAACAUUGAAUCUAUCUCCCCUUAGUCAACUAAUAGGACCAGAGCAUCCUAUCUAUGGCCAGGGUAUGUUUCAGCGAAAGACAAGCAAGUCCACUGGCCCUUCGGCUAGUGCAGAAGAGACACAGAAGAAAGAUACUGCAAUGAUAAAUUUGACUAGACAUGAAAAGGAAAAAUAUAUUCCCAGUGAUGAACCUUCUUCAGCAAGUGCAGCUGGUGACGAGAAAGAGAAACCUGCGUUAGAAACCAAAAAAGAACGUGCACAUUCAGGACAUGGAAAAAUUGCUCAGGCACAUGACCUGAAGGCAUCCCUGACCAGCCACGAUUCCCAUAAAAACUGUGAAGUAAAGCUGUCAGCAUCAAGUAGCUCUUCAGCAAAGGAGUCAUCUGUAGACAAUGAGGAGGACAUGUACCGUGAUGCAGAAGAAAUAGAGAGAGAAAAAGUAUUACCUGUUUGUGAGACAGGCUCCUCAGAAAAUAAACUCAGUGUUGCACCUGAAAUGGACAUCAUAGAGUACUGCCAAAAAGAAUGGAGAGGAAAUACACCGGCGGCAAAACGUAUGAAAAAGGGAUAUGAAGCAGUUUCUCAGAAGUUUACCUCUAUAAGGAGAGUGCGAGGUGAUAACUAUUGUGCUCUCAGAGCAACAUUGUUCCAGGCACUGAGCCAAACUUCUGAACUUCCUGACUGGCUUCAGAGUGAGGACUUAACGUUGCUUCCAGAAAAACUGCUGAGCAAAUACGAUUGGAUCCAACAGUGGCAGCUAAGACAGAAACUGGGCAGGAAGAUGGGAGAACUAAGUGACGAAAUUAAAGACUACUUAAUACUUCUAAGGAAGAAGUGGGAGAGUAUGAGUGAAAUGAAAAGUCCUGUAGAGAGACAAGCAGCUUGUGAUGAAUUGUUUACAAAUGAAGAGGAGGAGUACAGUCUCUAUGAAGCUGUGAAAUUUUUGAUGCUGAACACAGCUAUUGAAUUAUAUGAUGAUGAUAAAAAAGGAAAGAAAGUACCAGUGUUCUCAUGGCUAUUGUUUGCCCGGGAUACAUCCAGCAACCCCAGUCAGCUAAUGAAUAAUCACUUGAAUCAAAUAGGUCACACUGGAGGCCUUGAGCAAGUGGAAAUGUUUCUUCUUGCAUAUGCUCUGCAGUAUACCAUCAGAGUUUAUCGAUUGUAUAAAUACAGCACUGAUGAAUUCAUCACACUUUAUCCCAAUGACCCAGAGGAGGACUGGCCUGUGGUGACUCUUAUAACUGAAGACGACAGACAUUAUAAUAUUCCAGUCAGAAUGUGUGAAGAGACUAGUUUGUAAACAAGAUUUUGGCAGAUUUAUAAAUUUGAUAUCCAAAUCUGACCUGGACGUUAAAUUUCCAACACUAUUUUGAAAUAAAGUCAUGAUGAGAUUUACAUGAUGAAA